ACUGAAAACAAUUUUUAUUGUUACUUUCUUAUGAUUACUCUUGUGUGUUUCUUUCGUACCAUUACGUAUAUGUUCUUAUUACUUUAUUAUUGCUUUACUUGUAAUAAAAUAUAUGACGUUAAUAUCGUUUAAUUUUAUUGCGGAUACUACCUUACACCAGUACUUCAUUAAUAUUAAUACAUAACCUCUGCUUAUUUCGUGAUCAUUAACAUUUUGACAGUUUGCGAAUGAUAUACCUCUUUGUUUAAACAUUGAUUUACAUGUAAAUAAUUGUAAAUUAUGUAUGAAACUACAAAUCAUACGUGCAUCUGAUGCACAAUGCAAUUGCCGUGAUAUAACUGUUUAUGAAAGUAUUUAAAAAAAUGUCGGCAAUUAUAGAUGACAAAGUGGUUGCAGGAGCAAAAUCUGCAAACUCUGUCAAAGAGGAUCCUAUUGUAGCUUUAACGGAAAAAGUAAAUGCAUUAUAUUUUUUUCGAGAUCAUUACUUUGUGAACCAUUCUAUUGAGGAAGCAAUUAAAAAGAAGAGUGAUGUAGAGAAAGAAAUGAAAGAUACCAUAAACAAAUUUGAUGAAUGUAAAGGAUAUGAAAUUGAAGGAUCAAGAGCAAAAUACUAUUAUCUGAAGGGGAAAGCUUUAAAUGUUACAGAACGGUUUAUACCUCAGGCAGAGGAAUUAUUAACUAAAGCUGUAAAAUUAGAACCUAAUUUAGUAGAAGCAUGGAACGAAUUGGGAGAAUGUUAUUGGAAAAAUGAUGAUAUUCAACAAGCAAAGAAUUGCUUUGUUGGUGCUUUACGUCAUGGUAGAAAUAAAGUAUCUUUAAGAAAUUUGUCGAUGGUACUCAGACAAGAAUCGGUAUCUACUGUUGAACAACAAAUCCAAAAUAUACAGAAGGGUGUAGAAUAUGCUAAAGAGGCAGUUAGCCUUGAUACAACAGAUGGAAUUUCCUGGGCAAUUCUUGGAAAUGCAUAUUUAUAUUCCUUUUUUACAGUAGCACAAAAUCCUUCAACUUUACGUCUCUGUAUGUCAGCUUAUGUGCAAGCAGAAAAAGACAUUGUGGCAGGAAGUAAUCCUGAUUUAUUUCAUAACAGGGCAGUGGCUUUAAAAUAUCAAGAAGAAUAUUGCUUAGCAUUGAAGUCAUUUGAAAGAGCAAUGUUAUUAGAUCCAUUAUGGGAAACACCACGUAACAAAAGGGAUGAAUUGUUACAAUAUUUAAAAGAUGUACAAAAUUUAGUAAACAAUAAUGGAAAAGUAAAGCCGAAAAGAUUGUACCAAAUGAUACGGGCAUUGGAUGUUAAACAUUUGGGACCUUAUAAAGGUGGCUCUUUCACGUCCGGUCAGAAAACCGUAAAAUUAGAUUUAGUGUCGUUGAAAAAUUUAACCCUCGGAUUAAAUCCUGAGAAAGUUAUAUUUGGGAAAGUAGUGUGUUGGAUACAAGACACGGAUUGCGUACCUUUCGCAUUUUGUCUCGUUGACGAAGAAAAAACAUGUAUCGGCGUGACCGUAUACAACCUUGCCAAAGGUCGUGGGGUAACUGUUGGAGAUUCUGUUGCUAUACCUGAACCGUUUGUGAUUCAUCAAAAGUUUUCUUAUCUCGACAAUGACUUUGACUUCAAAUCUAUACGCGUUGAAACUCCGGUUAUAUUGGUUGUUAAUGGGAGGAAAUUAGGUAGAGAACAGCAAGCAUCCGCAAAAUUACAUACUUUUAAAAAAACUGAUUGAGCUUGAUACACAAAUAUUCGUUCGAUAAUUUGUAGCUAACAACGAGACUUCCUUCGAUUUAAAAUAGGAAUCAGUGUCACUGUCAAUACCUAAUGUGAUAUUUGAAUUUCGAGUUUAAGUAUUAUAGUAUAUUAAAUAGCAUUAACUAAUCUUACCAUAGUCAAUAUUUCGUGAGAUAGGUCGGUAUACUUGUAUUGUUGCGGGUUUGUCCGUAAAAAUAUUGUUCUAGUUAGAAACAAUUCAAUUAAAAAAGAAAAAAAAGACAUUUUAUACAAUUUGUUUCGUUCACGUCUAUACGUUCUAAGUAUUGUUACAUUUUAUUUAUGAUAUGUUAACUAGCAAAGAAAUCUCGAGUGCUCGGACGAACCGUAUUUAAUAAAUUUUUGUAGAUAGGGUAUAAGGAAUUUGUUAUUGAUACCUGUCGGAAAUGUAGUUUAAUAAUAAUUAUAAUUUUAUACAUAGCAUAUCUGCAAAUUUUUAUAAAAAUUAAUAAAUGCGAGUACUUUAGAUUUCUUUCUGCACUUUAAAAAUCAGUUAAAGAAUGCGUCGUAUAAUCGAAUCGCGUACAAAAAUACUGAUCUUUUAUAAUACAUUAUCGUACGUAUUUUUCAAUCUUCAAAUGAUUGUCUUUUGAAGAACCUGUUAUAUUAAUCUCGUCGUCAGAUUUAACUCAACACUAUUGUUAUUUUAAUUGUUUCAAGUUUUACUUUCACGAUGAAAGUCGUUUUUUUAAUAAAGUAACUUUUUUUAAAACAG
Osmia bicornis bicornis is the source of this 2474-nucleotide messenger RNA. Its product is annotated as tetratricopeptide repeat protein 5-like. Bases 345 to 1718 code for a protein of 457 amino acids. Lineage: Eukaryota; Metazoa; Arthropoda; Insecta; Hymenoptera; Megachilidae. The record is from RefSeq and is a predicted model, not a curated record. The transcript is spliced from 8 exons. Gene Ontology annotation, molecular function: protein binding.